Molecule: messenger RNA, 1320 nt
Organism: Anopheles coustani
Lineage: Eukaryota; Metazoa; Arthropoda; Insecta; Diptera; Culicidae
Gene: Prp38
Product: pre-mRNA-splicing factor 38
Exons: 3
Coding region: 163-1200 (345 amino acids)
Cellular component (GO): precatalytic spliceosome
Source: RefSeq, a predicted model, not a curated record
ACCACAAUCAACAAAAGCCAUCAAACCGCGGCAUCCAAACGGGCAAAUUUAGGUUUGUGCUUCGUUCGGAUAGUAUCAUGGAUAUAUUACACUGAUUCAGUUCUAAUAAAAACCUAAAACUACAAGCAGUGUUUGCCCUAGUGCUAAUAUCGAGCCGCUAAAAUGGCGAAUCGAACAGUGAAGGAUGCCAAAAAUGUGCACGGCACCAACCCACAAUAUUUGAUCGAGAAAAUCAUUCGGUCCCGUAUUUACGACUCCAAGUACUGGAAGGAACAAUGUUUCGCGUUAACAGCCGAACUUUUAGUCGACAAGGCAAUGGAAUUACGAUUCGUUGGUGGAGUGUUUGGAGGCAACAUAAAGCCAACACCUUUUCUCUGUCUGACGCUCAAGAUGCUACAAAUUCAACCCGAGAAAGACAUUGUUGUCGAGUUCAUCAAGAAUGAAGAAUUUAAAUACGUUCGCGCGUUAGGUGCGUUUUAUCUACGCCUCACUGGAUCAUCGCUUGAUUGCUACAAAUAUCUCGAGCCACUUUACAACGACAAUCGAAAGUUGAGGAAACAAAAUCGUAUGGGCGCCUACGAACUGACUCACAUGGACGAGUUCAUCGACGAGCUGCUGCGGGAGGAGCGCGUCUGCGAUAUUAUCCUGCCACGCAUUCAAAAACGGCAUGUCCUAGAGGAGAAUAACGAGCUAGAGUCGAAGGUAUCCGCUUUGGAGGACGAUCUGGAUGAAGAAAUGCCUAGCGAGGAUGAGGCACCGGAAGAAGUCCCCUCACCCCCACUAAUGAAGGAAAAAAAGAUUGAAGUGAUAAAAGUCAAAGGUGGGAGCAAAAGAACCGAGCGAUCUGUUUCGCGUGAACGGCAACCGGAUCGUUACCGCGGCCACGACGCAGGUAACUAUCGAGAUCGGGAGUACGAUCGAGAAAAGGAACGAGAUCGUGAUCGCAAUCGAGAACGUGAACGUUCCGACCGAGAUCGAUACAGAGAGCCAGCGGACAGACGGGAUAGACGAGAUCCUUAUGCAGAGCGAGAGCGCUUCAAAGAGCGAGAUGCACGUGAACGGGAACGAGAACGGCAUCGACGUCAUGAGCGACAAGAAGAACGCGAACGAGAAAGGCGCCGUGACCGGGACCGUGACGAUCGAGACCGUGAAUAUGAUGAUCGUUCCCGGGGUCACGACCGGGAUCGAAGACGACGAUGAGAACUGCUUCAUUGGCGAAACAAAGAACCGCAUUUGUAUGAAGAUAGAAACUUUGAAAACAAAAAAAUACAUAUUCUGUAAUUUAAAGUUCCGUGUGAUGGAUGGACUCGACCUAUUUUG